Messenger RNA from Prosopis cineraria, 701 nucleotides. RefSeq names its product TMV resistance protein N-like. NCBI's taxonomy places the organism in Eukaryota, Viridiplantae, Streptophyta, Magnoliopsida, Fabales, Fabaceae. The transcript is spliced from 2 exons. Gene Ontology annotation, biological process: signal transduction. Bases 96 to 701 code for a protein of 201 amino acids. The record is from RefSeq and is a predicted model, not a curated record.
UUAAAAGCCAUAGCCAAUGAACAGACUUUAAGCAAGACAGUUCCUCAGUCAAGAUUCUCCUUCACAGCCUGCAACAUUCAUUUCCACUAGCUAUCAUGAAAGAGCAAUCACCAUUUUCCUCUUCCGUCACCCAUGGAUGGAGUUACGAUGUCUCUCUCAAUUUUAGAGGUGAAGACACUCGCUUUUAUUUUGCUAUAAAUCUCUACAAAUCUCUGCAUCAAAAGGGUAUCCAUACCUUUAGAGACAAUGAGGGGCUUAGAAGAGGAGAAGGGAUUACUCCAUCACUUGUUAAAGCAAUCCAAGAGUCUACAGCCGCUAUCACAAUUUUCUCUGAAACUCAUGCUUUGUCAACAUUUUGUUUAGAUGAGCUUGUUCAGAUCCUUGAGCGUAUACAGAGAAAAGGUCAGUUGGUUUUGCCAAUUUUCUAUGGUGUCGAACCACCGGAAGUGCGGCAUCAGAGAGGAAAUUACAAAGAAGCAUUUGCUCAACAUGAGAAAAGGUUCAACAAUGAUAAAAAGAAAGUGCAAAAAUGGAAGCAGUCUCUACGAGAUGCUGCUGAUAUUGCUGGUUUUCAUUUCAAACCUGGGCAAGAACAUGAAUGUGAUUUAAUUGAAAGGAUUGUAAAAGAGGUUUCUAGGAGAAUUAACCGCAAGCCUUUACACAUUGCCAAUUAUCCAGUUGGACUUGAGUAUAUGGAGUGA